This is a messenger RNA of Arabis nemorensis, 1896 nucleotides long. Lineage: Eukaryota; Viridiplantae; Streptophyta; Magnoliopsida; Brassicales; Brassicaceae. The record is from the annotation of a GenBank genome assembly.
AUGAAUUUAUUCACGAGAACAUCAUCAAGGAGUAAAAAAUCAAAUCUUUUUUACGUAACCCUAGUGGCGCUUCUCUGCAUCGGAAGCUACCUUCUCGGAAUUUGGCAAACCUCGACGGCGGAUCCACGCGCCGCCUUCGACAACGGUGGUGCACCGUGCGAGGAAUUCUCAAGACCUAAUUCAACGAAAGAUCUCGACUUUAACGCUCACCACAACCCUCAAGAUCCACCACCGGUGACGAAAACCGCCGUGAAUUUCCAGUCGUGCGACGCAGGACUGAGCGAGCACACGCCGUGCGAAGACGCGAAACGGUCGUUGAAAUUCUCUAGAGAGAGGUUGGAGUAUAGGCAAAGGCAUUGCCCGGAGAGAGAAGAAACCCUAAAAUGUCGGAUUCCGGCGCCGUACGGUUAUAAAACGCCGUUUAAGUGGCCGGAGAGUCGUGACGUGGCGUGGUUUGCGAAUGUGCCCCAUACGGAGCUUACGGUUGAGAAAAAGAAUCAGAAUUGGGUCCGGUACGAGAAUGACCGGUUUUGGUUUCCUGGUGGUGGUACGAUGUUUCCACGUGGCGCUGAUGCGUAUAUUGACGAUAUCGGACGGUUGAUUGAUCUCAGCGACGGCUCUAUACGUACGGCUAUCGAUACCGGUUGUGGGGUCGCUAGUUUUGGUGCCUAUCUUUUAUCAAGAAACAUCACAACAAUGUCUUUUGCACCAAGGGACACACACGAAGCUCAAGUCCAGUUCGCACUCGAGCGUGGCGUGCCUGCGAUGAUCGGAAUCAUGGCUACAAUCCGCUUACCUUACCCAUCUAGAGCCUUUGACUUAGCUCAUUGCUCUCGUUGCCUUAUCCCUUGGGGCCAAAAUGAUGGAGUUUACUUGAUAGAAGUUGAUAGAGUUUUAAGACCGGGAGGGUACUGGAUUUUGUCUGGACCGCCGAUUAAUUGGCAGAAACGUUGGAAAGGAUGGGAACGGACGAUGGAUGAUUUAAAUGCAGAGCAGACUCAGAUCGAAAACGUCGCGAGAAGCUUGUGUUGGAAGAAAGUUGUUCAGAGAGAUGAUCUUGCUAUUUGGCAAAAGCCCUUUAACCACAUUCAUUGCAAGAAAAUAAUUAGACAGGUUUUGAAGAAACCGGAGUUUUGUCGCCAUGAUCAAGAUCCCGACAUGGCCUGGUAUACGAAGAUGGAUUCUUGUUUGACGCCAUUACCGGAAGUUGACGAGGCAGAGGAUCUCAAGACGGUGGCAGGAGGGAAGGUAGAGAAGUGGCCGGCUAGGUUAAACGCGGUUCCACCGAGAGUCAGCAGAGGCGAUCUCGAGAAAGUCACACCAGAAGCUUUCUUGGAGGACACGAAACUGUGGAAACAGAGAGUUUCUUAUUACAAGAGAUUAGAUUACCAGUUAGGUGAAAAAGGAAGAUACAGAAAUUUACUCGACAUGAACGCUUACCUCGGUGGAUUCGCGUCGGCUCUAGCCGAUGAUCCGGUUUGGGUCAUGAACGUAGUUUCGGUCGAGGCUAAGCUGAAUACUCUCGGUGUCAUCUACGAGCGUGGUCUAAUAGGAACGUAUCAAAACUGGUGUGAAGCGAUGUCGACGUAUCCAAGAACGUAUGAUUUUAUCCAUGCUGAUUCGGUUUUCACAUUGUACCAAGAUAAGUGUGAACCGGAGGAUAUAUUGUUGGAGAUGGACCGGAUUCUUAGACCGGGUGGUGGAGUGAUUAUAAGAGAUGACGUGGACGUUUUGAUUAAGGUUAAGGAAUUAACCAAAGGAUUACAAUGGGAAGGUAGAAUUGCUGAUCACGAGAAAGGUCCUCAUGAGAGAGUGAAGAUUUACUAUGCGGUUAAACAAUAUUGGACCGUUCCUGCACCUGACGAAGAUAAAAACAAUACUAGUGCUCUCUCAUGA